Cercospora beticola is the source of this 2731-nucleotide messenger RNA. RefSeq names its product alkaline phosphatase. The record is from RefSeq and is a predicted model, not a curated record. Gene Ontology annotation, cellular component: fungal-type vacuole membrane. Gene Ontology annotation, molecular function: alkaline phosphatase activity. Gene Ontology annotation, biological process: dephosphorylation. NCBI's taxonomy places the organism in Eukaryota, Fungi, Ascomycota, Dothideomycetes, Mycosphaerellales, Mycosphaerellaceae.
UGCCCUCGUCGACGGACCCUGCCUCUCAUCUGACCGAGCUCUGAACCUGCUGACAUCGGCACCACACCUCACACGCUGUGAUCCCAGUCACCAGACCUAACAUCUCCUUUUCCCUUCUUCCCUUCUGUUUACAUCUAUAGGUAUUUCGGAGGAGUGGCCGCCAUAAACCUGAGAGAACCGCACUCAGUCAUACAAAGGCACGCGUGCCUCAGCACGUCGUUGCGCGCCUAGGCCGGUACCUAACACCAUAGCGGCAAGCACAUCUUCAACCUCACACGACGCCAUGACCGAACCCGUCAUCCACCGACCGCCAUCGACAAACUCCUCCGAACGCGGCAUCGAAGAAGAAGAUGCCCUCCUGACCGGCCAGCGAACCGGCAAAACCGACAGUCGAAGCACCACCAAACUCCUCGCACGCAACCGAUGGCGGGAGAUAGGACUCCUUAUCUGGGCCAUCAUCGCAACCGCUGCAGUCGUAGUCUUAGCAGUAAUCUGGCAACACACUACACAAACAGGCAAUGAUGGGCAACAGAAUGGAGGCAGCGGAGGCAAAGAUGGCGGCAAGGGGAAGAAGAACCUCAUCUUCAUGGUCUCUGACGGAAUGGGACCGACGUCUCUCGCCCUGACGCGAUCUUGGAGACAAUAUGUUGAAGACCUGCCUUGGGGCGAGACGCUGGGUAUCGAUCAACAUCUCAUCGGACAAAGUCGUACUCGCAGCUCAAGCUCGCUCGUCACGGAUUCUGCUGCUGGAGCGACGGCUUUCUCUUGUGGUGCGAAGAGUUACAAUGGAGCCAUUUCUGUCUUGCCGGAUUUUGAGCCUUGUGGUUCUGUUAUGGAGGCUGCGAAGCGCAUGGGAUACACUACGGGUUUGGUCGUUACAACGCGCAUCACGGAUGCCACCCCCGCGGUUUUUGCAAGCCACGUGAGGAGAAGGGAAAUGGAAGAUGAGAUUGCGCUGCAAAUGCUGGGAGAAACGCAUCCUCUAGGCAGAGUGGUGGAUUUGAUGAUGGGAGGAGGGAGAUGUCAUUUCCUGCCCAACACCACCGAAGGAGGGUGUCGUGCCGACGACGUGGACGCCUUGAAGGUCGCGAAGGACAACGGCUGGAAGUAUAUUGGGGACAGAAAGGACUUCGACGCACUGGAUAGUAACACUGCCGAACUUCCCCUAUUAGCCCUCUUUGCUCCAACCGACAUCCCAUACGAAAUUGAUCGCAGGCAGGAAAACGACGUGUACCCGAGCUUGGAGGAAACAACUCGCAAAGCACUCGAACUUCUUUCUGCCGCCUCGAAGCAUUCUGACAAGGGCUUCUUCGUCAUGAUCGAGGGCUCCAGGAUCGAUCACGCAGGCCACGGCAACGAUCCCGCUGCGCAGGUACACGAGGUUCUGGCAUACGACCACGCCAUGAAGGCCGUGUUGGAGUUCAUUGACAAGUCGGAUACUCCCACGCUGAUGGUCUCCACUUCGGAUCACGAGACGGGAGGUCUGGCUGCGGCCAGGCAAUUGCACGAAACGUAUCCGGAUUAUCUUUGGUACCCUGGUGUCCUAGCCAAUGCUUCACACUCUGCCAGUCACACUGCGAAGAACUGGUAUGAGUUCUUACAUCGUGGAACAACCAAACUCCACAAGAAAGAACUGCAAGAGAAUGAUUCUCACGAUGAAGACGAGCGUGAAUUCCUAGACUCCCUCUUCAAGAAGAAUCUCGGGAUCCACGACGCCUCCUCCGCCGAGAUAGAAUCUCUCCUAACGGCUUCCGCUCCGGCAUCUUACAUUUUCGCCGACAUGAUCUCUCGUCGCGCACAAACUGGCUGGUCGACACACGGCCAUUCUGGCGCGGAUGUAAAUAUUUACUCUUCGGACCCUGUUGCCGCGCGGGCCUUGGUUGGAAACCACGAGAAUACGGACGUGGGCAACUUCUUGAAGAGCUACUUGGGUGCCGGAGAGGAGGUGGAGAGGGUCACCAAAAUCUUGAAGAAGUUUGCUCAUGAAAGGCAGGGAAAACACGUCGAAUUUCUGGGCACUGUGCCGGAGGACGGCGAGAGGCUGGAUGGGCAGACGCAUCUAGAGGGCUACCAUGGAGAUCAUCGGACUAGAGCCGUGCGGAGGAGCUCCGAUGAUCGUGCAGCUGUUGGGAAAGACUGUGGCUGUGGUGGCGUUCAUGAGGGAAUUUAGAAAAAGAUGAAGCACACUAUCGGUGUUUUAGGUCAUGCACUUUGGGAUCUGCUUGGAGAGUCCGGGAGUCUUGGUGAUGCUUGAACACUACAUUUUUCUUGGAUUGGGACCUAGGAGCAUUUGAAGCAUCAAUUCCGGUGGGAAGUUCUGUCGACAGAAUGCAUAUCAUCGACAUACAUGUGAGUAUUAGCGCUGGCGUUUCGGAUUGGCACUAAGAUUGGAACAUAAUCAAUGUACACAUGCGACAUCGCAUCAUUAUGCCGCGUCCUAACAAUUUCAUAUCCUCGCUUUGAGAUCCUAUUCUAUGCAAACUUCUGCGCAAACCUCCCAGCCAAAUACCCCUUUGCAGCCUUCGUCGCCAUAUCCCUCUUACUAUGCUUUUUCUUCUUCUUCCCAUGUCCCUCAUCAUCACUACUAUCACUACUACUACUACUGCUACCAUCAUCCUGCUGAUGCUGCUGACUCCCAUGCGCAUACCCCGCCGCAGCACCCACAGCCGCAUAAUUCUGCUGCUGCUGCUGCUGCUGCUGCACCGGAGCACUAUAAUACUGCUGUUGUUGC